AUGGGAAAGAAGCAACAUCAAUCCGACAAGCUCUACCUAACACAUUCUGAAUGGAAAGCAAUUGGAGGGCACAAAGAUGACACCGGAACACGCCUGCAAAGAGCACAAUUCAAAAGAUUGCCAAUAAAUCAUUGCUCAUUGUCGCUGAUCCCGUUUGAAGAUCCAGUUUGCGCGAGAUCUGGCGAAAUCUUUGAUCUAUCGCAUAUUUUACCAUAUAUCAAAAAAUAUGGGAAAAAUCCAUGUACUGGGAAACCUUUGGCUUCCAAGGAUUUGGUUCAUUUGAAAUUUGACAAAGAUGCCGAAGGCAAAUUCAGAUGUCCAGUGACUUUUCGGCAAUUUACUGAUUUUUCACAUAUUUUGGCGAUUGCUACAACUGGAAAUGUUUAUUCAUCAGAAGCGAUUCAGGAAUUGAAUCUGAAACGGAAUCAUUUGAAGGAUUUGCUCAACGAUGUUCCGUUUUUACGCACUGAUAUUAUCGAUUUGCAAGAUCCCAAUAAUUUGGAGAAAUUUAAUAUGGAACAAUUCCAUCAUGUCAAAUUGGACCUCAAAACAUCGGAAGAGUUGAAAAAAGAAAAAGAGGCGAUGAAAAAUCCGAGUUUUUUCAUUCGAAAAAUGAAUAAUGAGUGUAAAGAGGCGUUGGAGCAAUUGAAUAAGGAAUAUGUGCCGAAAAUGAGGGAGGGAGAAGCGGAUGAGACUGCGGAUACGUUGAAUGCAGCGCAUUUUAGGUGAGAUUUUGGGCUCGGGAGGGUUUUUUGGGCCGAAAAUCGGAAUUUUUGACGAAAAUUGGACUUAGAAACAUGUUUCUAGGCUGAAAAAUCGAUUUUUGGACCAAAAUUAGGCCUAAAAGUCGAUUUUCAAGCGGAAAAUCGGAAUUUCUGACCAAAAUCAGGCCUAAAAGUUGAUUUUCAAGCCGAAAAUCAGUUUCUGGGCCAAAAUUAGGCCUAUAAGUCGAUUUUCAAUUGGAAAAUCGGUUUCUGGGCCAAAAUUAGGCCUAAAGAAGAUUUCUGGACCAAAAAAACCCUGAAGUUGAUUUCUGGACCAGAAUUAAGCCUAAAACCUGGUUUUAGGCUGAAAAAUCGAUUUUUAGAGCAAAAUUAGACUGGUUUUUUUGGCUACAGUGAGAUUUUCACUUUGAGACCCAAAAAAUCAUGAAAAACUUCAAUUUUUAUGUAAAAAUAUUCAAAAAUCACCCAAAAUAAACCCAAAUUCAAUUUUUCAGUCAAGGAAAAGUCGCUCAAGGCUUCACCUCAACAAUAAUGGCACCCGUCACCAAUAAUAAGGCGGCUGUUUUGAACGAUGAUAUUGUCAGAUAUAAACGGGUGCAGAAAAAUGGAUUUGUGCGAAUUGUCACCAAUUUUGGACCGCUGAAUUUGGAAUUGUGAGAUUUUCGGGGUUUUUGGCGGGAAAAUGAGCCGAAAUUUGUGAAAAAUGAGCAAUUUUGAGCCCUGGAGCUUGAAAAUCUGAAAAUUUUGGAAUUUUCAAGCAUUGCUCAUGUUAAACUUGAAAAAUCCGAAAUUUUGUGGGUAAAUUUGUGAAAAUUGAGCAAUUUCGAACCCUGAAGCUUGAAAAUCUGAAAAUUUUGGAAUUUUCGAGCAUUGCUCAUGUUAAAAAUCCGAAUUCCAUCAAAUUUGGAAUCAAAACCCAUGAAAAUCCCAAAUUUUCCCUAUUCAUAAAAAAAAUGAAAAUUUGAAUUUUUCAACAAAACGGGAGAAGUUCAAUGGAGCGCAUUUGCUGUUUUUAUUCAAUUUUUGGCGAAAAAUCGUGAUUUUCAUGCUCCUGGGCUCAUUUUUCAUGGUUUUUGGAUCAAAAUGGAGCAUUUUGAGCAUUGCUCAUGUUAAAAUUCCCCAAUUUUCUUACAGAUAUUGUCAAAAAGUGCCGAAAACCUGCGAGAAUUUCAUCUCUCUCUGCUCGCGCGGCUACUACAACAAUACAAAAUUCCACCGGCUCAUCAAAAAUUUCAUGCUCCAAGGCGGCGAUCCGACGGGAACUGGACAUGGUGGAGAAUCCACGUGGCAGAAGCCAUUCGAAGACGAAUUUGUGUCGGGAUUAUCGCAUGACGCGCGUGGUGUGCUUUCGAUGGCAAAUAAAGGGUCAAAUACGAAUGGCAGUCAAUUGUGAGUGGUUUUAAUGGAAAAAUUGGAAAAUUUUGAGCAUUUUGAGCCCGAAUAUGGUCUUGACACGAAAACUUUGGGUUACUGUAGCGUAAUUUUGACACCAAAUCGCUUCGAGACCCAAAAAAUCGCGAAAUUUUGUGGGUCUCGAAGCGAUUUGGGCUCAAAAUGCUCCAAAUUUCAAGGUACAGUAACCCGCAGCAUGUGGGGUAUCAAAUGGACGCAAAUUUUCGUGUCAAGACCAUUUCCGGGCUCAAAUUCCACGUGGCAACCACCUACAGUACCCCCGGAAUUUUUGCAGUUUCCUCACAUUUCGCCCCUGCAAAUAUUUGGAUCGAAAACACACGAUUUUCGGGCGAUUAGUUGGUGGCCAAGAGACAUUAACAGCAAUUGAGAAGGUCGAAACGGAAGAGGGAACUGAUGUGCCAAAAAUGGUACGUUUUUUUGGGUCUCGACACGAAAUUACGGUAUUUUUGAGUCCAAAUAUGAUUAUGUUCCUUCAAAUUUGGAGAUUACGGUAUUUUUGACUCUAAAUAUGACAAUGUUCCUUUAAAUUUGGGUCUCGAAACGAAAAUACGGUAUUUUUGCGUCCAAACAUGACUAUGUUCCUUUGAAUUUGAAGAUUACGGUAUUUUUUACUCCAAACAUGACUAUGUUCCUUUAAAUUUGAAGAUUACGGUAUUUUUGAAUGUAAAUAUGACAAUGUGCCUUUAAAUUUUUGAAAAUACGGUAUUUUUGAAAAAAAUAUGAAUAUGUUCCUUUAAAAUGGGUCUCGACACGAGAUUACGGUAUUUUUGAGUCCAAACAUGACUAUGUUCCUUUAAAUUUGAAGAUUACUGUAUUUUUAGAUUUUAAAAGGAACAUAGUGUUAUAUAUACCUUAAAAAUACAGUAAUCUUUAAUUUUAAAGGAACAUAGUCAUAUUUAUAUUCAAAAAUACCGUAUUUUCAACAUUUAAAGGAAGUUAACAUUAUUUAUAUUCAAAAAUACCGUAAUCUCGUGUCGAGACCCAAUUUAAAGGAACAUGACGUGGCAAUUUCAAAAAAUUCCGAAUUUUCAGCCAGUAAUGUUCAUGCGAGCCGAAGUUUUUGUCGAUCCAUUCGAAGAAGCGCAAAAAGAAGUCGACGCGGAACGAGCGGAACUCUUGCGGAAAAAGAAGGCCGCGGAACCUUGCGCGUCGGCGGAAAAUGCCGCGCGCAAACCAGUGGCACAAGGAACCGGCGUCGGAAAAUAUAUGAAAAGUGUGGCGGAAAAGCGGAAAGGUGCGGAAAAAGCGGCGAAAUUCGAGGAAAAUGUGCCGAUUGAGAGGAAAAAAGUGAAAAUUGUCAAAAGUGGUCUGGGCGAUUUUUCAAAGUGGUGA
This is a messenger RNA of Caenorhabditis angaria, 3470 nucleotides long. The record is from the annotation of a GenBank genome assembly. Lineage: Eukaryota; Metazoa; Nematoda; Chromadorea; Rhabditida; Rhabditidae.